AUGGUCAAAAUAGAUUUAAAGACCAUCUUAGAAAUGAUAGAUUCAGGUUCUACUACAAGGAACAAAGACACUAUUAUUGAUUUGAUUCUCAAUGACCAUAAUAACGUUCAAACUUUUUAUGAAAAACUUGAAAGCACUUCAAAUUCUGAAGAAAAAUUGGGUUUCCAUGAUGAAUGUGAACAAUUAAUACUUUAUCCUUAUUUGAGAGAUUUGAAUAACGAAAAAGCUGAAAGAUAUUACAAAGAAAGCUUGGAAGAUCAUCAAGAGAUACGUAAUUUAUUAUAUCAUAUUCGGUACUCAGAAAUGAAUGAAGAACUUGAGAAGAAAAUAAAUAAAGCAAUGAAGACUAUUUUCCUUCAUUUUGAAAAAGAAGAAAGAGACAUAUUACCUUUAAUGAGACAAGAGAUGGACAAUAAUAUUUUAUUAAGUGCUGGCAAUUCAUUUAAAGAACUCAAAUAUAAACUUAACGUAAAAUCAUAUAUACAUUCUCCUACUAAAGAUAUAACAGCAGCUAUUGCUAGUGUAAUGAUUAGGCCUUUUAAAAACGUUGAAGAAAUUAUGGACGCUUAA
Messenger RNA from Cokeromyces recurvatus, 570 nucleotides. RefSeq lists its product as uncharacterized. The transcript has 3 exons. The record is from RefSeq and is a predicted model, not a curated record. The coding region runs from base 1 to 570 and encodes 189 amino acids. NCBI's taxonomy places the organism in Eukaryota, Fungi, Mucoromycota, Mucoromycetes, Mucorales, Mucoraceae.